GUAACCUCACAAUCAGCUGUCAAAUUCCACCAUAAUAACAAAGAUUUGGUUUCGAUUAUUUUAAACAAGUAAUUUAGUUUAAAUAUAAAUCAAAAUGAAGAAAUCACCUGUCGUAAAGCGUGGCAUAAUGGGUUUCUUUCAAACACCAACUGGACGAAAUGUGGUACUAUAUGCCACAGGUGCCACCACCUUGGGACUGUUCGUAGUCAAUUUUAUGCCGCAUACAAUAUGUUUGAAAUACUACAAGGAUUUCGUGCAAUGCUAUCAGAAUGGUAUACCACGUCCGGUGACCGAAAAGGUGAAGGAACGUUUGGAAAAGGCAUUGGACGUACUUCAGGUGGAAGCAUAUGAACGCAAAAUUAUCAAACCAUUCACCGUUUUUGGUUUUGAUCUGUUCCAAGCCGGUUCAACAAAGUAUCGUUUUGGCGGUGCGCUAGGAAUUCCGGUGAAUUAUGCAUAUUCAGACCCAAAAGAUAUAAAUCGGCAAGAUAUACGCUUUCGCGAUCAAACUAUAGAUUGGAACACAGACGCCGGAAAACUCUUGCAAGAUGCCAUAGUUUUGACAGAAGAUGAGCAACUAUUUGGAUUGUGUAAAUCUGUGCUACAACUACAAACACAUCGAGUUCUAUUGAAUUCAUUAUUUCCAAGCAUUUCAUUUCUAACCAUGUAUACGAUUGGUCAUUACUUGAAUUUACGAAUGAACUUGCUUGCAGGACCUUUCAGCUUGCGACUGGUGAUGUAUACGAUAUUGGGAUUGUUUGGUGUUGGUAGUUGGUCUUUUAUGAAAGACUUCAAUCAAGUUCGUUAUGAUACUGAAAUUGACAAGAAAUUGUGCAACUUGGGACCGCAAUACGUAGAAGCAGGUGCGAGUUACUACGGAAAGCUUUUGAAGAAAAAUAUGGCACUGCGAGAAUUAAUUGGUGACGACACAUACUCAGCUAGGGGCAAUGUGAAUUACUUCCUCCGUCAAAAAUCCCUACCAUUGACUGUGCACAAAUCUUAUUUCGAAGAGAAACUGCAGGAGUUGCGACAAAAAACACAAACACCAACAGAAAUGCAAAACUAAACUCAUUUCGAUCUAUAUUAGCGGUUAUUUAAUUUUAAAAAUAAUAUGAGUAAAAUAAGAAGUCAAUUUGUUUACACUUUUAAUGAUUAAAGUACUAAACUGAA
This is a messenger RNA of Bactrocera dorsalis (oriental fruit fly), 1170 nucleotides long. RefSeq names its product transmembrane protein 177. Bases 95 to 1066 code for a protein of 323 amino acids. The record is from RefSeq and is a predicted model, not a curated record. Lineage: Eukaryota; Metazoa; Arthropoda; Insecta; Diptera; Tephritidae. The transcript has 4 exons.